Molecule: messenger RNA, 1692 nt
Organism: Pomacea canaliculata
Lineage: Eukaryota; Metazoa; Mollusca; Gastropoda; Architaenioglossa; Ampullariidae
Exons: 3
Coding region: 705-1349 (214 amino acids)
Source: RefSeq, a predicted model, not a curated record
CGGGGAAAAGUAACAAUCGUCCAUUGGCUCUGCAAUGAAACCGCGGCUACACGUGUAGCACACGAGCAUUCUGUCACUCAGUUUCUGUCAGGAGGUCAAGAGUGGACGGCCUUCUGAUAAACAGCAGACUUCAGUAUUCCUCUCAUUAUCCUCACUUCUCAAUGAUCCUUAUCUCUAGAGAACUUUCUCUGAAGUUAGAAUUUCGUGGGAUUUUUGCACGAGAAUUAGAGUUUGUAAAAGUAUGGUUCGCCACCUCAACAAGGCCGUCGUGAGUAACUGCCAUCCCACCACUGACACUACUGUUGUCCACUACAUUCGCCGUCACUGCAGCACUUGAGGUCACGGCUUGACCCUCAAGGCACAGAUUGUCCACAAUCCUUUCUGCAUCUAUAAUACUGACAACAUUUUACAUUUGAGGUGUAACCGUAAGAUCCUGCAGUCAACACCCUACUUCUGUGAAACAUCCAGCUGUGCAAAGUACAUCUGUCCAACAGCUGCCACAUCCAGCAACUGUGUGUUUGUAUCCUGAAGCUUUGUGACUUCCAGCAGUGGCACACUGACUGUGUAGACAACAGCUUCCAUUGUCAUCACCAAGACAGCUGACCGCAUCCUCUGACUCACCCACACAGGACUGGGAUCGUGCGUCACACACAGUCAACAGUCACUCGUUACAAUCGCUCCCAAACUUUGACAGACGCGAAAAUAUGGAGUGUCACCUCGUCAACAUCCUCGCGAAGAGGGCAGAGCAUCGAGCAUCAGUUCAGUGUCAGAACUCCACAUCGGGUACAAAAGAAAACAAAACGAGAUGCAGACAUGAGUGCACUGUCCCGGUGUCUGACCUGCCAUCAGCCUCUGUCAGCGACACCAUGUCAUGUGACCCUGCUGUCGACAGCCUCAUCCAUCAUCUAGAUCACGUGGGACAAGCGCUAGAACUGACGUUCAAGGAAGUGGACAACAUCGAUGCCUACAUCAACAGACUUCGCUGUGACUUCCAGUGCCACAGUGUCAGCUGUCACCGCUACAUGUCAGGUCUGUGCACGGCAAAGAUCGCACGUGAGGCCUGCUGCCGGACACAGCUGCACAGAUGGCAGGAGCUGUACAGCGGCAUGUUGAAGUUGUACUCCAGCAUCCACCAGUCUGUACUCGCCAUGCAAAGUGGCGACUCGUGUAACACACCCGGGGUGGUGGUCUCUAACACAGACAGAGAGACUUCUGCGUUUUUAGGGCAGCUGAGCAGGAUGUCAACCUUGCACACCAUUAUACAUCGGCUGGAUCCAGGAAAAGAUGUUAAAGCUUUUGUGGACAAGUGGAUCCUCAAGCGAAGUGAAGAUUGUAGCGGUUGCUGGUGAAGAUGGUGGCUUCCUUGAUGUGCUCUGUGUGUGUGGUGGGUUUGAUUUUUGUUGUAUGCACUCAAGACAAAGUGAACUGAGAUCUGAACUUUAGGGCGUUUCCGUAAUUUUUCUUCAAAAUAAUCUCGGAGAAAUUCUGAUACAAAUUACUGUGUGUUAUGUGCGUGAAUGAGAGAGAGACUUAAAGACAAAUGGUUUAUAUCUAGAAAAGAUGAGUGAAUUUAGAGAUGAAGGGGUGGAAUGGAAAAAAGGCGAUUCCAGCUCCUAUAUUCAAAAUAUAAUUUUUUAUUUUGUCUCCAAAUGCAUUUUCUAAUGUCGAGCAAUAAAUUUUAGGGUGUUCCAA